This is a messenger RNA of Rhinopithecus roxellana (golden snub-nosed monkey), 1688 nucleotides long. It is a transcript of the gene PRDX6, whose product is annotated as peroxiredoxin 6. The record is from RefSeq and is a predicted model, not a curated record. The transcript has 5 exons. The coding region runs from base 125 to 799 and encodes 224 amino acids. Gene Ontology annotation, cellular component: mitochondrion; cytosol. Gene Ontology annotation, biological process: cell redox homeostasis; cellular oxidant detoxification. NCBI's taxonomy places the organism in Eukaryota, Metazoa, Chordata, Mammalia, Primates, Cercopithecidae. Gene Ontology annotation, molecular function: peroxiredoxin activity.
CCGCCGCCCCAGUACCCGCCCCUCGCGCCCUCGUUUAUUCCUCGGCGCGCAAGGACCGGCUGCUUCUUCGCCAGAACCACCCGAUUGCUUGCUGUCCCAGCGGAGCGUCUUUGUCACCGCCGCCAUGCCCGGAGGUCUGCUUCUGGGGGACGAGGCUCCCAACUUUGAGGCCAAUACGACCGUCGGCCGCAUCCGUUUCCACGACUUUCUGGGAGACUCAUGGGGCAUUCUCUUCUCCCACCCUCGGGACUUUACCCCAGUGUGCACCACAGAGCUUGGCAGAGCUGCAAAGCUGGCACCAGAAUUUGCCAAGAGGAAUGUUAAGUUGAUUGCCCUUUCAAUAGACAGUGUUGAGGACCAUCUUGCCUGGAGCAAGGAUAUCAAUGCUUACAAUUGUGAAGAGCCCACAGAAAAGUUACCUUUUCCCAUCAUCGAUGAUAAGAAUCGGGACCUUGCCAUCCUGUUGGGCAUGCUGGAUCCAGCAGAGAAGGAUGAAAAGGGCAUGCCUGUGACAGCUCGUGUGGUGUUUGUUUUUGGUCCUGAUAAGAAGCUGAAGCUGUCUAUCCUCUACCCAGCUACCACUGGCAGGAACUUUGAUGAGAUUCUCAGGGUGGUCAUCUCUCUCCAGCUGACGGCAGAAAAAAGGGUUGCCACCCCAGUUGAUUGGAAGGAUGGGGAUAGUGUGAUGGUCCUUCCAACCAUCCCUGAAGAAGAAGCCAAAAAACUUUUCCCGAAAGGAGUCUUCACCAAAGAGCUCCCAUCUGGCAAGAAAUAUCUCCGCUACACACCCCAGCCUUAAGUCUCUUGGAGAAGUUAGUGCUGUGAGCCAGAGGAUGGCAGCUGCCAAUCAUGUUUUCCUGCAGCAAUUCCAUAAACACAUCCUGGUGUCAUCACAGCCAAGGUUUUUAGGUUGCUAUAGCAAUGGCUUAUUAAAUGAAAAUGGCACUAAAAGUUUCUUGGGAUUCUUUACUCUCUGCCUUCACCAGCAAUCAAUUCCGUUCAUACAUCAGCACUCUACUGGUUCUGUUUGAAAUAUGUUCUGUAUUUAAAACUCAAAUCUUGUUGGAUCUCUGCAGGGCUUGUGACCAAUGAGGUCAUAUUGGUUGAUGGUUGAGAAGGCUUGCUUCACUCUGCAUCAGAGAAUGACUAUCAAUUUUUUUUUAACUAUCCUAUCAUGUCCUCUCUUCUGUCACCCAUUUUGAAGAGCGGCAGAACUUGAGGUUCAGUUUCCUCUGUAAAUAUCCAAGUAUAUAAAACCCAGGAACUUCUAGAAUAACCCAGAUGUGCUUUAAUAUUCUUUUAAUAUGUUUUGAUCACAGCUGGGGGAAAAAACCUUUUUAAUUCUGUACCUUUCUAGUAGAUAAGUGAAGAGCAGGGGAAGAGACCUUUAAAUAUAUUGCUAUAAAAAUGUGUGAUAAGUUUCUAUCAAAAUGGGGAGAUUGCAGAAAAGGCUUCCCUUGGCUCCCAAGGAUGUGUAGCAGGUGUGAGCAAUGCUCAUGCCAUGUGCCUUUCACACAGGGUUUGCCUUUAUCAGUCUGCUUUCCGAUGAUAUGUACAUGAAAGAGUACACUAUGUGAAGAGAAGAGAGAAUGAUUGAAAAUGUUUUAUUAUAGAACUCUUGCAGUGAGUUGCUGUUUUCUAGAUUUUACUUUUUAGGGAACAAAAUAAAAUCCUUUGUUAAAACUGGG